Molecule: messenger RNA, 3066 nt
Organism: Zygotorulaspora mrakii
Lineage: Eukaryota; Fungi; Ascomycota; Saccharomycetes; Saccharomycetales; Saccharomycetaceae
Gene: MPH1
Product: 3'-5' DNA helicase
Exons: 1
Coding region: 1-3066 (1021 amino acids)
Biological process (GO): double-strand break repair via synthesis-dependent strand annealing; interstrand cross-link repair; replication fork reversal
Molecular function (GO): 3'-5' DNA helicase activity; four-way junction DNA binding; ATP binding
Source: RefSeq, a predicted model, not a curated record
AUGGUGAUGAAUAAUGCUGAGCUUGAUUCUUCUGCUGGUCGGGGUAUAGCAUUGCGAGAAAAGUCGUCUCAAGCUGAUGCGGUUAACAGAAUGGUUAGUAAGAGUGUGAUAAGAAAGCCAAUACCUAUCCAAAGAGAUCUAUUGGGGAAAAAGAUAGGUGAUCAAAAGUCAUAUUAUGAAGAGAUCAAGGAAGUAGUCACAUACCGACCAACUCAUCAUAAGCUCAACGCUGGUAGAUUGCAUUUUUUCAUCUAUCCAACCAACUUUGCAAUAAGGGAAUAUCAGUUAGAUAUUGUACGAAAAUCGCUAUUUCAAAAUGUUUUAUGUGCUAUUCCCACAGGUAUGGGAAAAACAUUUAUUGCAAGUGCCGUCAUGCUGAAUUUUUUCAACUGGUCGAUGGAAGGCAAGAUAAUAUUCACUGCACCAACGCGGCCGCUAGUUGCACAACAGAUCAAGGCUUGUUUGGGUAUAACUGGUAUUCCGCAUGACCAGACUGCGAUACUUCUUGAUAAGUCCAGAAAAAACAGAGAACAGAUAUGGGAUGAAAAGCGUGUGUUCUUCACGACGCCACAAGUUGUCGAAAAUGACCUUAAAAGGGGGGUUCUCGACCCAAAGAGUAUUAUCUGUUUGGUUGUUGAUGAAGCGCAUAGAGCAACUGGAUCAUAUGCAUAUACAAAUAUUGUCCAAUUCAUUGGCAGAUUCAAUACGUCCAUUAGAAUCCUGGCAUUGACGGCGACACCCGGAGCCAACCUUGAAGCAGUUCAGGAAGUGGUAAAGAAUCUUUGCAUUUCAAAAAUUGAAACAAGAACAGAAGAAAGCUUAGACUUAGCCAGGUACAUGAAACCCCGGCAUCAAAAAAAAGUGGAGAUCGAUCUAAUUGGAUAUAUUGAAGAUAUCAUAGAGAAACUAGGCAUUGCAAUAAAGCCGGUCUUAGAGCAAGCUGUUGAAUUAGGAAUUUAUGAAGAAUGCAAACCGUCGCAGAUUAAUGCAUUCAAAGCAAUGCAGCAAAGUCAAAAGAUUGUCGCUAAUCCUGGUAUUCCCGAAGGUAUUAAAUGGCGAAAUUUCUUCAUUUUGCAGUUACUUAAUCAUGUUGGGCAAAUGCUGAAAAGAGUAAAAAUUUAUGGAAUAAGAACUUUUUAUUCAUAUUUUAAUGAUAAAUAUAAGGAGUUUACUGUAAAAUAUGACUUGGGGAAAUCAAAGAAUAAAACGGCCGCAGAGUUUUAUUAUAAUCCUAUUCUGAAAAGCGUAAUAAAUCAAUGCGAAGAACUCUUGAGAACACCCAAGUUUAUAAGCCACGGAAAACUGAAGUAUAUGCAAGAUGAGCUAGAUGUUUUUUUCAAAUACGGCAAAAGUGACUCAAGGGUGAUCAUCUUUACUGAACUAAGGGAGAGCGCUCUUGAAAUAGUCAAAUUUAUUGACGAACAAUCUGAUCCGCAUAUCAAACCGCACAUAUUUAUUGGGCAAUCCAAGGGCAAAGAAGGAUUCGAUGAAGUGUCAUUCAUAAGAAAAAAUGGUUCGAAAGGUAGAAAAAAAGCAGACAGGUUCAAGCGUCUGGAAGAAUAUAAAACCGUAGAUGAAGAAAGGAAAGAGAAAAAGAAACAGGAACAGUUAGAGAGGGGCGCUCGACGUACUGGUAGCUCGGAAGAAGCUCAACUGAAUGGUAUGACCCAAAAGCAGCAAAAACAAGUAAUUCAAGACUUCAAAGAUGGACAAUAUAAUGUAUUGGUAUGUACUUCAAUCGGUGAAGAAGGUUUAGACAUAGGCGAAGUAGAUUUAAUCAUAUGCUAUGAUACAACAGGCAGUCCCAUCAAGAAUAUACAGCGUAUGGGUCGAACUGGUAGAAAAAGGGCGGGUGAAAUUGUUUUGCUAUUCAGUGGUAACGAAUCUUCAAAGUUUGAACAAGCGAUGAAGGACUAUUAUAAUCUCCAAAGACUAAUAUCUCAGGACCUAUUGCAUCUCAAAAAGUCAGAUAGGAUUGUACCGAAGGAAAUCGACCCGAUAUGCCGCAAAGAAUUUAUCACUGUCAAUGAGGAGGACCACCAACUUACUAACAUGGAUAAUACUGAUGAUGUCAUUCGUUAUGCUACCCAAUGCAUGCUUGGAAAGAAAACUAAUGCUAAGAUAAAACUUAAGAAAGACUCCAUAAACAAAGAAAAGCGGUUCUUCAUGCCUGAUAAUGUCAAUACGGGAAUAGUAACCGCUGCCAAUCUUGUUGAAAAAGUGAAAAUAGAGGACAAAAGCGAAAAAAAAUUGAGCAAGGAUUUUCCCACGCUGGAUAAUCUACAAUAUGAUUCUAUGGAAUUCUCUUCUCCAUCCCGUUCAGAUAUGGGAGAUUUUUUUGAAAAAGAUUCAAAAUCAGUUUGUUUAGAUGACCAUCAAAAUUCUAGAAAUCUCCAAGGCGUUUUAUUGAAAGAAACUGAGAAAAUGGACGCAUUCCCAGAUAAGAACAAAGAUCAUCCUUUGGAAAAUAUAAGCUUAGUAGGGAGUGUAAGCUUGGGAGAGAAAAUCGAUUCCGAUGAACUGCGUCAUAGUUCACCGCCGGCUUUAAAAAAAAGAAGACUUACAGCUAAACCAGAUGGCACCAAAAACAACACUUCGUCAAUUAUUCGCACAAACGCAAUUUCUCCAGAAUAUCCUGUGAGAAAUCAAACAGAAGAAUGUGAUGGUUUAUUAACGCCUGAAGAGCGUAAGGUCUUCUUGAGCAAUUACUCUGCAAGUGAAACUGUGUCAAUUGACACAAUACCGACUUUUCAGAAAGGCACAACGUACUCCACUAUACCCCACAGUACGCGCAAUGAAGCAUUGUUAAAGCUUUUUCAACACCUGAAUGAAAAUAGUGAAGCCAUCGUCAUUCAAAUGAACAGACAACGCUGCAUCGCACGAGGAUUACAAAGUGGUGCAGUAAGUUUCGAGGAAGACGUUCAUGUAAUCGCAAAAGAAAAGGGGCUUCUCAGUAAACCGCUACAAAAUUCGCAAGGUACGGAUGAAUUCGAGACUAUCCCAAGUUUAGGCUGUGUUGAUCUAGAGGAAUUAGAUGAAAUCUUAGGAUCUGAAUCGGACUUUUAA